GAGUCAGUGACGGAGGGAGCGGAGUCAACUUCCGUUUCCAGAGCGGAACUUCUAGGCGCGCGGUCCCAACUGACUUCCGGCGAAGGGCCGCCACCCGGAAGUGGCAGCGGACGCGUCUAUUUCCGCCGCCUCGGUCGCGCGGGGAGUGGAGGGGGGGACUCGGUGACCUUUGAUCCCUGAGGGGCGGGGCCCGCAGCGCCCGCCAUGGGGCCGGCGGAGAAGGUGCCGCGCUACGAGGCCUUCGUCAGCGACGUGCUGCAGCGAGACCUGUGGCGGGUGCAGCAGCAGCGGGAGGAGGUUUACGAGAAGAUCACUCAGCACAUGUGGCUGAAGACCGUCAUUGAGCGUUUGCAGGAGGCGGGCGGCCGAGCGGUGCAGACGCAGGUGGAUCUGGGCUAUAACUUCUUUGUCAACGCGGACGUGCCUGACACCUCCAGGAUCUUCGUGGCCCUCGGCUACGGGUUCUUCGCGGAGCUGACGCUGACGGAGGCGCUGCGCUUCGUGGAGAGGAAAACCAAGUUACUGAUCGAGCUCAGCGAAUCCCUUGCCAAGGACUCGGCCAAAAUCAAGGCCAAUAUCCGGAUGGUCUUGGAGGGCCUGCGGGAGCUCCAAGGCUUCCAGGACCUGCCUGAGGCCCCCAGACGAGACCUCGCCCACUAGGACCCCCACCCCCGACUCUGCUCACUGGGGGGGGCAGGGAAUCCCAGGGGGGCGCUGGGGGAAUCCCCACCCCCUCCUGCUGGGUUUACCUGUCCCAUGGGGGCCAGGACUCCUGGGUUCUCUCCCUGGUUCUGUUCCUCCCCCCCGCCCCCAGCCAGUCUCACCCCUCGUGCUGCCUCGGUUUCCCCUGCUGGCCCUGGCUGCAGCCUCCUGUCAUCUCCUUUCGACUGUGAAAAUAAAGCCUCCGACUCGG
Mauremys mutica (yellowpond turtle) is the source of this 913-nucleotide messenger RNA. RefSeq names its product ubiquitously expressed prefoldin like chaperone (gene UXT). The transcript is spliced from 6 exons. NCBI's taxonomy places the organism in Eukaryota, Metazoa, Chordata, Testudines, Geoemydidae. The coding region runs from base 205 to 660 and encodes 151 amino acids. Gene Ontology annotation, biological process: negative regulation of transcription by RNA polymerase II. The record is from RefSeq and is a predicted model, not a curated record. Gene Ontology annotation, molecular function: transcription corepressor activity.